AUGACAACUCCAUUGCGUCGAUCUCCCAGGAAGGCUGCAGUUAUUGAUAAUAACUUGAAAGUGUAUCCAGAUCCAGCACCAUCAUCUUGGGAACCUCCGACUAAGAAGCGAAGAGCUGCCAAAGAAAAGAACGAAAGCAAUAAUGAUUCUUCGUCUCGAGGUCCCACCCACGACGAAUGUCGAUUUGUAGUGGAAUCUCUGGGCCAACUGCAUCCCAAUGUCCUUGACGACUGUCAGAAUCGACGAUCCGACAGCUUGGGUUCCUCCUGUGGCAUGAAAGCAAGCAUUGCCGACGGAUUGGUCAGUACCAUUUUAUCGCAAAACACUACCAAUGCCAACAGUACCCGAGCCUUUCAACAGCUCAAAAAGGUUCUACCCACUUGGGAAGACGUGGUUGCCUUGCCAGAUCCACCCACCAAGCUGGAAGACGCCAUUCGCUGUGGAGGCCUGGCCAAGAUCAAAUCCAAACGCAUCUAUACCAUUUUUCAAACGCUCAUCAACGAACGACAAAGCACUUCUUUAGAAUACUUGCGAGAACUAUCCAAUGAUCAAAUCAAGAAGGAACUGGGACGAUUUCCAGGUUUGGGCCCCAAAACCAUUUCCUGCGUCUUGCUCUUUACCAUGAUGAGAGCCGAAUUUCCAGUGGAUACCCAUGUCCAUAGGAUUGCCAAGGACAUUUUGAAAUGGAUUCGACCAGGGGAUAGUCGGGAAGAAGCGUACGAACACCUCAAUGCCGUCGUACCAGAUGGCUGCAAGUUGGAAUUGCAUUGUCUGCUCAUUGCUCACGGCAGACAGUGUCAUCGUUGUGCGGCACGAGGAAAACCACAAUUUCCACCCAAGGAUGGAACCAAACUGGAAUGUCCAUUAGUGGACCUUAACAAGACGAGGGCAAACCUCAAGAAGCAGCAACAAUAUACAGUUGAUUAUUCAAAGGCGUCAGCAAAGCCAGAAUUGGUGGUCAGUGUGAAACCAGAGAAGAUUCUGAGCACCAAUGAAGAGGACAAAGGAGGAACUAGCUGA
This is a messenger RNA of Seminavis robusta, 1020 nucleotides long. The record is from the annotation of a GenBank genome assembly. NCBI's taxonomy places the organism in Eukaryota, Bacillariophyta, Bacillariophyceae, Naviculales, Naviculaceae.